Styela clava is the source of this 2297-nucleotide messenger RNA. The record is from RefSeq and is a predicted model, not a curated record. NCBI's taxonomy places the organism in Eukaryota, Metazoa, Chordata, Ascidiacea, Stolidobranchia, Styelidae.
UGUCCAAUACAACACUCUUCGACUCUUUUGCCUGUCUGUUGAAGAUUUAAAUUGAAAUACUUUCUGUCUCAUUUAGAUUAUUAACAAUGUUAGCUAAUAUAGGAAGAAAAAUCAUCUUGGGGAUUCAUGAAAACACCAUCGCUUUGAUUUUGCGACAAAACAUUUAUCGACGAAUGAUAGACUCGUUCGAAAAUGAAGAUAAAUAUAAAGAACAUCUCAAAAAUGAAAAAUUGAAGAAAAGAAGAAAAAGGGCUUCGAAACAAACAAAGGAGCUUCUGAAAGAGACCACAGAAGUACAACAGCCUGAAAUCGAUGAAGAAUUCAACACCUAUAGCGACAUUCCACAAGAGAUAUUAAAUCUAAAAUUCACGAAACCGAAUCCGGCGAAAAUCGGAAGUUUCUCUAACUUGAUGCUGAAUAUGAAGUCAAGGUCAUACAGGGAACGACACAACGCUUGUUUACUGGAAGGAAAGUUUCUGAUUGCUGAUGCCAUGAAGUCUGGGAUGUUUGUCCGCUCUCUCUACUUUAGCAGAUUGCAGAAUCUUGUCGGCUUGCCGGUCGAUCUUCUGCCAAAGAUAAAUUUAAUCAAAGUUGGAUUCAAAGAGAUACAACAAGCUUCAGAGGUUAAAGUCCAAACAGAUGGACUUUUGGCGAUCGCCAGCAAACAAGAUGAAAUUACCAGAAAAAAAGUGAUUAGUCAGCGAAAUGAAUUGUUGCAUGAGAAUGACGAAAGUCUUCUGCCGAUAACACUUGUUUGUGACAACAUAAGGGAUGCAGGAAACAUGGGAACAAUACUACGAGGUGCUGCGGCUGCUGGUUGUGAACAGGUGAUAACAACUAAAGGAUGUGUGGAUAUCUGGGAUUCAAAAGCUAUUCGAGCUGGUGCUGGAGCUCAUUUUAAGAUUCCUAUCGAACACAGCCUCACGUGGGAUGAAGUUCGUGAAGCAUUGCAAAAAUUCGACAUACAAAAUGUUCAAUUAUCUCAUCACAGUGCAGAAAACAUGCGGUUGUCUGAACUUGUGACAGAUUUCCGAUUAUUUAAAGAAGACUCUGAAUUUUAUAAAGAGCUUACCGGCGAUAUGAAUAUCAAGGAUAAUGAUGUCACAAUCAAUAAUUAUAAAAAUGUCAUCUUUGAAUCGAAACCUUAUUAUGAUGUCACAUAUGAAAAAGGACACACUGUCGUCAUCAUCGGUGGUGAAGUACAUGGAGUGAGCGCUGAUGCAUGUCAGUUUGCUCUUGAAGCAACGAAAGCAGGGAAACGAAAGGUCGAAGGUUAUAUGGGUUUGAUAAACAUUCCAAUGUUUGUUGGUUCGGACUGUCUCAACACAGCGGUGGCAGCAAGUAUAAUAUUGUUUGAUGCCAGGAGAAAGAUGUUGAUAGAAAUGAACUGAAUGCUCAUAUGGAAUGGUGCAGACAGACUUGCAUGAUGGCUUAGUGGUCUGCGGGUGUCAAACUCUUCAAAUCCUGGACCCACCUUUUCACCCGAAGAGUGAUAAACUCGGCUGACAAUGCCGAGCCAGAAAAAUUUAGUAUUUCCGAAAACUAGUUGACAUGCAUGUCAAUCUUUUUACAAAAAGUGUCGGACUUGGCAGGAAAUGUAACUUUUUCUAAGCAAGCUUGCUCUUUGUGUGAGUGGUUAGAGCCUUAUCUGGCGAAGGGUGCAAAGUUUCACCCAUUUUUUCAUCGUUGAAUUUUCCAAAAUUAUUAGCUUAAAGUUGCCUGUUACUCAUUCAGAAGUGUAUGAGACUCAUCAUCUUUAGUAAAGUUACAGACUGCUAAAAACUGUGUGCACUCUCAGAAGUAAAUGAAACUCGUUCAGUAAGAAAGUUACGGGCGAGAACUGAAAUGCGAAGAGCUAUUAAAACUAGAUGAAAUUAUGCAAAACGCACCAGUAUAUAUACUUGUUGAAUUCAAGUUAAUGCUGUUAGAGAAAAUAGAUUCACGGAAUAAAAAUCUUGAAAUUAUAGUGUUUGUAAUAUUAUAAAAAUUUAAGUGAAGCAGUUGAGUAAUAAAAAUAUCAUAAUUAUAUCAUUUCUACAGUUGAAAAGUCUAAGUAUAAAUUUAGCUUAUCCCAGUAGUUCCCAAGGGGUGCACACAACAACCCAUCACGGAAAUUAACAGAAUUGUGUUAAAUUCUAAAAUGUGAUUGAAUAUUUGACAUUUUGUAUUUAUAAUAAAUGUUUUAUUGUUUCUUAUUCUGUGUAUAUGAAUCAAUAAAGUCAUUUUACUUUUCGAUGUCUGUCGUUUACUUUCUGUUGUGUAAUGUCUCCCUCUUUUGUUACAUAACUGUUAUCGAU